AUGGCCUCGACAGCUGCUGACGCCCAGCCUCGCUCGUGCGCUUCCAGUCUCGGGGCCCGGCGCUUUGACCCUGCUACUACGUUGAUGCACCCUGCACUUUUGGCCCAUGCCGGCGCGCAGGUGGACUGGCAUCAUGUCCUUGCCCAAUUACAGCCUUCGAGCCUUCCCAGCGCUCACGCGGCUCCUGUGCCUGAAAAAGAAGCCCCCGCGCAAGACCAGAGCAGGCCUGCUGCCACGGGUGCCGAGAAUGAGAAAAUGGACGAAAGUCUCGACCUGGCCGAUUCCAUCGCUGCGGCGUCAUCAGGUGUUGAAACGCACAACCUGGCAUCGGCAUCUCAGCCGUCCGCCCCAACGCAUGACUCGCUGGCGGCCCAGCUGAAGGCCCUGUUUCAACCGCGCGAGCCCGCGGCGCUCGACGGAGAUAUCGAGUCCGAGCUAACAGACCUGCUGAGUCGGUUUAGUCCUUCAUUGGCUCUUGCCGUGCGCAAUGCCCUCUACUGUGCGCACUGUGACCUGGCAGCCGUUACUCAGCUACCCCCGUACACAAUUCUCCAAACCGACGAUGAACAAAGCCAGGGCGAGCGGCCACCCAAAAUGCCCAAGCUUCUGCCCUCUGCCAUGAUUGAGAUCCCAGCCGAUCUACCUCUCCCUUAUGAAAUUGGUGCGGGUCAAACACUCGAUGGGCGCCGAGCCAUUAUUGUAGCCUCGGACGAGGAGAGGAGAGCGCGCUACCGCGACGAGCUGCUGAUGAUCGUCAAACACUUGGUUAACUUUAGUCCAUUCUCGCAGCCAUUUCUCGAACCGGUUGAUCCCUCGGUGGCACCACAGUAUGCUGAGGUGAUAUCCUCACCCAUGGACCUUGGUACCCUUCGAAGUCGCGUGCUCAGCGGUCACUACGACGCAGAUCGGGAUGGCAAGGCCUUUAUGACCGACUUGCGGCUCAUUUUUACCAACUGCCGGCAAUACAAUCAGUCCUCGGGUGCCGAAUACGUUGCGGCUGCGGACAAGCUCGAGGGCCUGGCCAACCUACUUGAAACACUCAUUCCUCGGAUCUGGGUUAUCGAUCAGCUGCAGGCGCAACGUCCCCUCGCAAUUCUGCACAGUGUUGGCCGCGGCCGGAUUGCAGUACCAUCGCCAGCACCGCAGCGCGCGAUAUCAGCGCCAUCCUCGCGCAUGCCGCAUGAAUUAUCCUUGUCCCUACACAAUCCGGUUAUUCAACAACUGUACCUUGAACACACGUUGGUCUCUGCUGAGUCACGCGCACUACGUGAUCCGAAAUCCAUGGGGGAUGAUGCCAUCACGGCGCCUCUGCACCCCGCGCUGCAACAGCAGCUCAAUCGCUUCAACCGUCGGGCAGAGGCGCUGGGGCCGCUGGUGGAGGGAGCACACUACGACCCACCGCCGACCAUGACUGAGCCAAGCCCUUGCCUGGAUCAUCGCGGCGUCAGACAACAAGUGACCCGUGUCGCAUCGAUUCUGACAGCUCACGCGGGCUGGAAUGGCGUUGAGCAGGUUACGCUCAACACCCUUGCUGCGGGUGCUGAACGCUAUCUGGAGCAACUGUGCCGGCGCACUGCACAAAUUCGAGACCAUACUUUCUCGUCUGAGAGCCUCAAGGUUGGAAAAUUCUUGGUGUCUAUCAAUAUGUCAACUGUCUUCGUUACCAGCAAGGGGCGUGUGUGCGCCACUGCAUGUCAGCACCAAGAUCUAGGGGGGCUGGCGGGCAUUCAGCGGUAUCAUGCUUGGCUUCGACAUCGAGGCUUGGUUGUGCGAUGCGCAUUGUCGCGCGUGCACGAUCGCUACAGCAAAGGCCAGAAUACGCCUGACGACGGUACUCCGGCGGAUAAUGACAUUGCAUUGCUGACGGGUGACUUUGGCGUGUCCGACUUGGGCCUGAAUAUUUUGGGCUUGAUGCAAGACGACGCCAUUCAAGAUGUUACGGUGCCAGACCGCUUGGUCGAGGCUUUACGUGGGGAUUUCGACUUUUCUCGCCCUUACAAGCCUGAUCCCAGUGUGCCUGCUAGCACCCCGAAUAAACCGGCUACAGAUGCUACAGCGGCUACAGCGGCAGUGGCACCUGGGCCGGCCUCGAGCUCCACUGCUGUUUCCACGGCUCAUGACGUGCGUGCAGAAAAGUCGAUCAAAACUCAGGCUGCGUCGAUGGACAUGGACCUGGACUUUGAUUUGGAUUUGGAUUUGGACUUUGCCCAUGCCGUGAGCCAGAGUGGUGCACACGGCCAAGCACGAGCUCAUGAAUCAGAGGUUCCGCCACCAACAAUUGGCACCCAACCAGCGUCACCAACAAAGGCAGCCUCAGUGCACAGCUCUGGUCUAACGGCCCAUGAGGCGCCCUCUGUUCAAGGCCAGCCCAAUAUAGACACGGCAUCUGCAUCUGGUCCAGCGGUUCGAUCUCGACGUGAAAGUACGGAUGCGACCAAUUCAGCACCCGGCCAGACGUCUUCCAAAACAGGCGAGUCCGAGAGCGACACGUCUCAAGCACUUGAGGCCCAGCCCACGUCCACUGCUCCCUUGAAGGCGAACGGUGAAGUCAAGCCCGAGGAGCCGACCUCCAAGUUGUCAUCGCUGAGUGAGGUCGAUGGAGAGAAGCUGUCAGGUGAUGGCCAUGACCAGCCCGUUGAAAGCAAGUUGGAGGAGAUCAA
Messenger RNA from Monosiga brevicollis MX1, 2660 nucleotides. RefSeq lists its product as uncharacterized. The transcript has 10 exons. The annotation marks the transcript as partial. Gene Ontology annotation, cellular component: SLIK (SAGA-like) complex; SAGA complex. Gene Ontology annotation, molecular function: structural molecule activity; protein binding. The record is from RefSeq and is a predicted model, not a curated record. Gene Ontology annotation, biological process: regulation of transcription by RNA polymerase II. NCBI's taxonomy places the organism in Eukaryota, Choanoflagellata, Craspedida, Salpingoecidae.